GUGGACAAUUAGAGCCAGACUGACCAACAAGUCCGACAUUAGGACAUGGAGCAAUUCUCGUGGAGAGGGGAAACUUUUUAGCAUGACAUUCACAGAUGAGAGUGGAGAGAUCCGGGCUACCGCAUUCAAAGCAGAAGUGGACAAGUUCUAUGAUAUACUGGAAUUGAAUAAGGUUUACUAUGUCACCAAAGCAACCUUGAAAACAGCCAACAAGCAGUACUCUUCAGUGGACAAUGACUACGAGAUGACCCUGAACAGAGACUCCCAGAUAGAAGAGUGCACUGAAGAUGUAGAUCUGCCAACUGUGACGUUCAACUUCACACCUAUAAAUGCAUUGGGCAACAUGGCCCCUAACACCACAGUGGAUGUGAUUGGUGUGGUCAAGUCCGUGGCAGAUGUUUCCACAAUCAUUGCCAAGGCAACACAGAAGGAGCUGAAGAAAAGGGAGGUUUCUUUGGUUGACCAAAAUCAGGUCAUGAUAAACCUCACCCUCUGGGGAGAAACUGCAGAAGGUUUUGAUGGUAGCAAUCACCCUGUAGUGGCAAUAAAGGGUGCAAGGCUCUCUGACUUUGGGGGCCGUUCACUCUCCACACUGUCCAGUAGUCAGUUGAUUGUUAAUCCUGACAUUGAGGAGGCCCACAGGCUUAAAGGUUGGUAUGACAGAGAUGGACACAACCUGGACUUCCAACAGUACAGGAAUGAGGGGGGACAAGGAGGUUCAGGAGGCGCAACUAAUUGGAAAAGCUUUGCUGCUGUAAAGCAAGAAAACAUUGGAGCUACAGAAAAACCAGACUACUAUUCAGCCAAAGGAACAGUGAUAUUCAUGAGGAAAGAGAACUGCAUGUAUCAG
This is a messenger RNA of Lingula anatina, 850 nucleotides long. Its product is annotated as replication protein A 70 kDa DNA-binding subunit. Gene Ontology annotation, molecular function: DNA binding. The record is from RefSeq and is a predicted model, not a curated record. Gene Ontology annotation, cellular component: nucleus. Gene Ontology annotation, biological process: DNA recombination; DNA repair; DNA replication. NCBI's taxonomy places the organism in Eukaryota, Metazoa, Brachiopoda, Lingulata, Lingulida, Lingulidae.